AUGGCCUGCUGUCACAAAGUGGUGCUGCUGGUGGACACUGCGGCCGACGCCGCUCGCCACAGCCCGGCUCGGCGCGCCGCCCUGCGCCUCCUCACUUAUCUGAGCUGCCGCUUCGGCCUCGCCAGGGUCCACUGGGCCUUCAAGUUCUUCGACUCUCAGGGAGCACGAAGCCGGCCCUCCCGCGUGUCUGACUUCCGCGAGCUGGGGAGCCGCUCCUGGGAGGACUUCGAGGGGGAGCUGGAGGCCAGGCUCGGGGAUCGCGCUCCCGGUACCCACCUGCCCGGCCCGACGCCCAGGGCCACCUACACGCACGGGGCCCUGAUGGAGACGCUGCUGGAUUACCAGUGGGACCGGCCCGAGAUCACGUCGCCCACUAAACCGAUCCUACGGAGCAACGGGAGGAGGCUGCUGGACGCCGACAGCGAAGCCAAGGAGGCUCAGGCCGCGCUCGGGGGCUUUGGGAACGCCGUCUUCCUCCUGGCGCCCUGUCCUCACUCGCAGAGGGAGCUGCUGCAGUUCGUGUCGGGGUGCGAGGCUCAGGCUCAACGCGUGCCGCUCACCCCCAGGCAGGUGAUGGAGAAGGUGUUGCCUAAGAGAGUCCAGGAGGUCAUGAUCCCCCGAAAUAUAACCCUGUAUUGGGUGGACACCACGGAGCGCUCUAAGUUAUGGGCCUCCCCAGACCACAUUGGAUACUGGACAGUUUGUGAACUGCUCCACCAUGGAGGAGGUACCAUCCUGCCAUCUGAAACUUGGAGCUUGGGUUUUACUAAAGCCGGGGAAACAGUGCUGCAGGGUGAUGGUGAGCUGUCACAUGAACCUCACCCUUCCCCAUGGACCUCAGCACUGCCAACAGAUGCCACUGUAAACUGCUUGCUGUAUAAUUCUCCUGAGUAUGAAGCCUCAUUUCCACGAAUUGAAGGAACAUUAUUUCUCCCAGUUAAAGGCAAAGAAAUUCAAGAAACAUGGGCAAUCUCCCUAGAGCCCUUAGCUAUGCAUCAGAGACAUUUUCAGAAGCCAAUCAGAAUUUUUCUAAGAGGCUCAGUGGCACAGUGGUCUCUCCCAAUGAGUAGUGCUUUAGGCACUGACAACUGGAUGCUACAAAGUCCAGAGGAACACAAGUCCACUCAAAGGCUGUUGUUUCAGGAGCUGGUAAGCAGGCUGGCUGCUGAAGAAGGCCAUCUGGUUGCCAGUGUGGAUCUUGGUGAAGGCUGGCCUCCCAUCACAGGAAUUAUUUCCCCACUCUCUGCCAGUGCCAUGAUUCUCACAGUGUUCCGUGCCGAAGAGGCUGAAGUUCAAAGACAUUUUCUCCAGACCACCAUGGCGGAAGGCUCCCAGGAUAUAGCUUCCUCCUUCUCAGAUGUUGUGGAUAGUGUACUGAACCAGCUUAAUAAUUUAUUUGAAGAUCCUGUUUCUUCUGCUCCUUGUGUUCCAGAGUGGGUCCAGCAGGAGCUUAGUCGUACCAGUCCGUGGUGUCCAGCUCUUGUGGAAAAGUGGUUUCCUUUCUCUAAUAUCAGUGGUGCCACUUCACACUUGAUGGAAUCAUUUUGGUUAUUACAGGCUGCCUCACCUGAUAAUGAAGAAGCCUCCAAAACUGAAAGUGAGCUAACACGCUGCCUCUCUGAGCUCUACCAGAGAAACUCUCAUGAAGACUCUACUGUGGUUAAUCAAAAUCGCAGCAGAAAGAAACGUGGUGUCCCUCGAACGCCGGUGAGACAGAAGAUGAAUACCAUGUCCCGUUCCCUGAAGAUGCUGAACGUGGCGAGGCUGAAUGUCAAGGCUCAGAAGCUACAUCCAGACGGUAGUCCAGAUACGGCUGUGGAGAAAGGGCUUCCAAAGACAGUUGUUGGCAGAACAGCAGAUAAACUGGAAGAUAGAGGAAGAGUAUUAAGAAGUUCAAAGCUUAAAGAUUUUAAAACUGAAGAGGAGCUUCUGUCUUACAUACAUGACAACUACCAAAAGACUGUGGCCACGGGAGAAAUCACGUUGUAUUCAUGUGCUCAGAAUAUGGUCUCAACCAUUAAAGCAUUCCUAAAGUCAAAGGAUGUCAAGGAAUUAGAAGUGACCUGCCUGAAUCAUGUGAACAGUAACCUCUUAAAAACCAGCAAAGCUCUCCGGCAGAAUCUAGGAGGAAAGGUGGAUAAAGAAGACAAAGUCAGAGAGUGCCAGCUCCAGGUGUUUCUUCGUCUGGAGAUGUGUCAGCAGUGCCCCUCGAUAAUGGAAAGCACAGAUGAGGUGGAGCAAGUAGUGGAGGAGGUGACAGAUCUGCUGCGCAUGGUGUGCCUCACCAAGGACUCAGCAUACCUGUCAGAGUUUCUGGAGGAGAUUUUGAGAUUGUAUAUUGACUCCAUCCCAGGGACAGUUGGACAACUGUACCACAGCCUGGGACUAAAGGUUCCUCAGAGGCUGGCUGCAGUUCUUCCUACAGAAUUUUUUAGCGAUGAUUCUAUGACUCAAGAGAGCAAGUCACCACCUCUCUCAUCCAGCACUCACAGAUCAGUGCCAGCCAUUACUGAAUCUGAGCAACUGGAGGAGCUGCGGACCAGAUCAGCAAAGAAGAGAAGGAAAAAUGCACUAAUAAGACAUAAAAGCAUUGCAGAGAUUUCACAGACUCUUCGACAGAUUGAAGUUCCUAAAGUGUCCAAGAGAGCUACAAGAAAUGAGAAUUCCCACCCUGCUUCUGUACAACCACCACCCCCAAGGAAAGACACAGUACAAGAAGUGACAAAAGUCCGCAGAAAUCUCUUCAACCAGGAAAUUCUUUCUCCUUCAAAGAAGGGGCAAAAGCAGGGGCUGCCUCGAAGCCAUUCUGUAUCCACUUUGGAAUGUCUACACCAUAAACAGAGCAACCUCAAGAAGGCCAAAAGCAGUACAUUUCAGGGUUAUCACAAACUGCUGACUAAGAGUGUGGCUGAGACCCCAGUCCACAAGCAAAUCUCCAGGAGGCUGCUUCACAGACAAAUCAAGGGCAGGUCUUCUGAUACUGGUCCUGAUAUUCAUGUAGUUGAAGAGUCUCCUGUAAAAGAGGAUGAAUUAAAUUUGAGAAGAAGCCCUCGAAUCAAGCAGUUGUCAUUUAGCAGAACAAAUUCUGGUUCCUUCUAUUCUGUAUCUCAGCCAAAGUCUCGAAGUGUACAAAGAAUCCACUCAUUCCAGCAGAAAUCAGACCAAAGAGAAAAUUUUCCAGUCCAAAGUAUUCGGUCUCCUAAAACACUUCUUUUUGGGGCACUGUCUGAGACACCUGGCUCCUCCAAGAAGGGUUCAACCCGAAUUAAGAGGUCCUCAAGAAACAUGCUGAAUUCUGAGACAUCUACAGCUUACCAGACUCCCAAAAAGAGUACCCAAAAAUCUCCAAGCUUUUCUAAAACUACUCCAAGAAGGUUCACUCAUACAACACAGACCUCACUGUACACUCCACAAAAACUACAAAACUCCCCUACAGAAGUAACACCAGAUGAGGGGGCCGUUUCUACAAAAAACUCCUCCUCACAUGGCAACAGCUCACCAUUGACAUCAAAAGUCACUCCUCAGAAGAGAGCCUCACCGGUGAAAGAAGAGACCUCUCCUCUCCUCACAGAACUACCCAGCACACCCAAGGGGCCAGACGCCCAACCACCUCAAUGCUUGUCAGACUGCGUGUGGCUACACUCAGUGAGUUCCAGUCCAGAAAGUCCUUACUGUCCAGCAUCCCCACCUCCUUUGGCUGCCCAGUCCAGGAGUCAGUGUCUAAGCCCCAUAAGAUACUCCUUCAGAAUACCUCCUCGUACAGCCCUCCCUGGUACACCUGAGCAUCGGAAGAACCAACAGCUCCCUCUCCCCAGGGCCUCUUGGGCACAGGAAUCUGCUCAGAGACUGCAGGAGAAAGCUCUCAACACCCCAAAGAAACAAGCAGACAGAAGUAUUUCUCCAAAGGAACACUUUACUUCUGAACGUGGUGUCUCCCAGUGUCAACUUAGGAAAUCUUUGUCAGCCUCCCCUCCUCCUGGAGAACUAAAAUGGAAAGAACACCAGACAUCACCCGAUAUAGCUACAUCUGUCUCUUACCCUGUUCCCUCAACUCCUCCCAGAACCCCACAGAGACGGGCCGCCAUCCCAAAACCACCUUCUCCGCCAUCUAAGCUUGAGAGACCAUGUAGAAAGACCUCCAGUCCUCCUCAAGACUUCCCAGAGUGCCAUCCUGGACCCUCUGUUGCUCCAGUGCCUGACACAGCUACCAGCCCAGCAGCCAUCACAGGCUGUGGAGGGGAGCGGUCUCAGUCUUCUGAAGGACAGAGUUACCUGGGCACUGGUUUCAGGAGUGCCUGGCAUGUAUCGUCUCCUGUGCUCAUUGCAAGUGACACAGAGUACCUUCCACUGAUUGAUGAUGCCCAACUCCAUAGACUUGAGAGCCAAGAGGUAAAAAGUGGCAACUUGCCCGGGGAAGAAGGUGAAGAGCCAAAGACUACCAUUGCCUAUGAGCUUCCCUUUGUGUCUGACCCUGGGGUUCUUCCACCUGCUCCUGCCUCUGUGUCUAGCUCCCCCGAGCUGCUAUCCUACACCCUGCAUUGCAUGGCAGACAGAAGGCAGAGCCAGUCUGCUGCUCAGCAGGACAGUCCACAAGCUUCAGAGGCCACUGACAGCUCUCAGACCUAUGAGGUUCAGCUAGAGAUGCAAGCUUCUGGCCUUCCCAAGCUCCGAAUUAAAAAAAUAGACCCUGGAGCUCCUUUGGAAGCGGAGGCCCUAGGAAAAGAAAGCCCCCUGGGAGAAGAGGUUGCCCUCUCCGCUCUCAGUAUGCCCAAGGCCAGCAAGUCCUCCGGUAGAGCUGAGCACACUUACUUGUCGCCCCCUUGCCUCCUCCCCUCACACAGCACACCUGGUAAGAAUGGGGGUCAAACCUUCAUCUGCCAAUCUUGUACUCCCUCCCGCUGUCCACCCAGUACUCCCUCUCCGUUUCAAGCAGAUGCCGGGGUUCCUUGGACACCAUCUCCCAAGCAAAGUGGGAAGACCACUCCUGAAAUUAUCAAAGACUGGCCCCGAAGGAAGAAAGCAGUGGACUGCAGUGCAGGUCCUUCUGCUGGGAGAGGCGAGGCCAGUUCGGACUUUCCUGGGGCUUUGUCACUGCAAAGCCUUGAACAUGAUCUAUCUAAGGUUCUUGUCUUGGAGGAUUUUGAACUAGAGGGAGUGUGUCAAUUGCCAGAUCAGUCACCUCCCAAAGACAGUGUAUCUAAGGUUGAGGAAGGAUCCUGGGGACAGUUUGGGUUAGGCAGAAAGAGACCUCUGUCUACCAAGGAAGAAGCUGAAUACGAUGUCAAAAGGGUCUGUGAUUUCCUGAGUGAAGAUCCCCAAGCUAGCAAGCAUAAAGAGUGCUCUCCACACUGGAGUGCGCCAGCACUCCCCUCCGUAGGAGAUGAUGAGGUAUUUGCUUCUGGCUCCACCCCACCCUCUGGCUGUACGGUUCGGAGCUGCCUCUCUGCCAGUGGUCUGCAGGCCCUGACCCAGUCUCCACUGCUGUUCCAGGGAAGAACGCCUUCCUCUCACAGCAAGGAAACCAGAGAUGAGGAUGUAGAUAUAUUUCCCUCCACUGCCGAAGAGUCUCCUUUCAGGCAAACCUUCCGGAAACGGCCCUUCAGAACCUACACAAGGAAGAAGCUUAUUACCUAGUCCUGAUAGAGCAGAGCUGGAGGACUCAG
This is a messenger RNA of Acomys russatus (golden spiny mouse), 5663 nucleotides long. It is a transcript of the gene Ticrr, whose product is annotated as TOPBP1 interacting checkpoint and replication regulator. The record is from RefSeq and is a predicted model, not a curated record. Gene Ontology annotation, cellular component: nucleus. Lineage: Eukaryota; Metazoa; Chordata; Mammalia; Rodentia; Muridae. Gene Ontology annotation, biological process: regulation of DNA-templated DNA replication initiation; DNA replication; mitotic DNA replication checkpoint signaling. Gene Ontology annotation, molecular function: chromatin binding.